AUGCCUAACAUUCCAUCAAGGCCAAAGGCAAGUGCAUUCCAAAUGACCCUAGAAGCAGCACGGGAUGAAGAAGAUGUCACUUCAAGUACCUUUCUUGUAAAUGAAUUGUCUGCCAAUAUAUUGUUUGACUCUGGAGAAAAUUACUCCUUUAUAUCGCACAAAUUUGGUGGAGGACUAGCAUUGCCUGUUAAUAAACUUGAUAAUGCUCUACUUGUAGAAGUUGCCAAUGGCAAAUUCAUAACUGUUAGCGAUUGCAUUAAAAACAUCAUCAUCAACUUGAAUGGGAAUAAAUUCCACGAGGAUUUGUUGCCCAUUAAGUUGAACAGUUUCGACAUCGUGUUGGGAAUGGAUUGGCUUAGUACAAACGAUGUCGAGAUACUAUGCAAGAAGAAGAUGAUGAGAGUAAAUCCACCUAGAAGAGAGUCAUUUAUGGUUGCAGUUCUAGUAGUUGUCAUGAUUCCUUCUAUGGUAGCAGUUGUGAUGAAUUGGAACACCCAACAAGAAAGAAACAUCAACAUUUUUGUAGAGAGCAUUACCCAUUGA
Messenger RNA from Lactuca sativa (garden lettuce), 543 nucleotides. RefSeq lists its product as uncharacterized. The record is from RefSeq and is a predicted model, not a curated record. NCBI's taxonomy places the organism in Eukaryota, Viridiplantae, Streptophyta, Magnoliopsida, Asterales, Asteraceae.